Molecule: messenger RNA, 1209 nt
Organism: Penicillium samsonianum
Lineage: Eukaryota; Fungi; Ascomycota; Eurotiomycetes; Eurotiales; Aspergillaceae
Product: WD40 repeat domain-containing protein
Exons: 1
Coding region: 1-1209 (402 amino acids)
Biological process (GO): regulation of transcription by RNA polymerase II
Cellular component (GO): histone deacetylase complex
Molecular function (GO): protein binding; transcription corepressor activity
Source: RefSeq, a predicted model, not a curated record
AUGCAGAGCCUCACGAGGAUAUGUUUUGAGAAGGAGAGACCCGAUUGGGUCUUGAAUGAGCCUGUGGUAGAGAAGGAUUGGAGUUCAUGUCUUCAAACUUUCGAGGGGCAUAGCUCCCGGGUCAACUUGAUUGUCUGGUCGCAAGAUGGAAGCCGACUCGCAUCAGCGUCGGAUGAUAAGACUGUCAGGAUCUGGGAUCCGGCCACCGGCCAGUGCGUGUCAACCCUCGAGGGGCAUUGUGACUCGGUCUCCUCGAUUGCCUGGUCGCCAGAUGGAAGCCGACUCGCAUCAGCGUCCGAUGAUAAGACCAUUAGGAUCUGGGAUCCGGCCACCGACCAGUGCGUGUCAACCCUCGUGGGGCACAGUAGAUCGGUCACCGCGAUUGCCUGGUCGCAAGAUGGAAGCCGACUCGCAUCAGCGUCCUGGGAUGAGAUAGUCAAGAUCUGGGAUCCGGCCACUGGCCACUGCGCAUCAACCCUUAAGGGGCAUAGUGACUGGGUGUCAUCGAUUGCCUGGUCGCAAGAUGGAAGCCGGCUCGCAUCAGCGUCGGAUGAUAAGACUGUCAGGAUCUGGGAUCCAACCACCGACCAGUGCGUGUCAACCCUCGAGGGGCAUUGUGACUCGGUCUCCUCGAUUGCCUGGUCGCAAGACCGGAGCCGACUCGCAUUGCUUUCUGAUGGUGAGACAGUCGGGUUCUGGGAUCUGGCGGCUGACCAAUACUCGUCAACCGUCGAGGGGCAUAGUAAAUCGGUCACCGCGGUUGCCUGGUCGCAAGGUGGAAGCCGACUGGCAUCAGGGUCCGAUGAUAAGACGGUCAGGAUCUGGGAUCCGGCUAUCGACCAGUGCGGGUCUAGCCUCCACCUCAGUACCUCUGAUUUUCUCCCAUUUGGUAUCCCAUUUGAUUUCCCAUUUGAUGAAAUCAAUCAUCAACAAACUUCGCUUAGCACAUUUGAUAUACGUUCCACUUUUCCUUUCACGUACAUUCCUCGAUACCCCGGCUUAUCGCCAGAACAAUAUGGGUAUGGCUUGAAUAAUGACCAUUCCUGGAUAACAUAUGAUGGAGCCAACCUCCUUUGGCUGCCCACUGAAUAUCGACCAUCAGUCCCCGCUCUCUUUGCCAUAUCUUCCACAACUUUGGCAAUUGGUUGCUCGUCAGGUCGUGUCAUAUUUCUCGCGCUCCCAGAACAUAUUUCCAUCGCUACCAUUUGA